ACAAACUUCACAUAGAAUUCAGAUGCAAUAAAGUGAUGGAGAUGAAAUAUUUAUUCACAUUUAAAACCAUGCAGAUCAAUAUAACAUAUAAUCACCGGAAGAUAAAAAAUAAAAUAAAAUUAUGAUUCCAGACCAAGUCAUAGAAUCUUCGACUAUUAAACCAAAACCAUUAACAUUUGAGUAAAUAAAAUUGGUUUCAUCUACUUAAGUAAGUGGGGAUGGACAUGUUAAAUCAGUACGAGUUCAAUGUCCCCAGUGCAAAUAAAAAGUAUUAAAAUUAAACAUUUUAGGUUGACACUGUUAUAAUAAGAAAACCAGGAACUUAAACUUAUCUUGCUUCAUGUAUUCUUUUGCUUUGUUCAUUUGGUUUGGUAUGUGUCUCAUGUUUACCAUGUAUCAUUGAUGAUUGUAAAGAUGUUCUACAUUCAUGUCCCUAAUGUAAGAUUCCUUUGGGAAAGACACAAUUUAAGAUUUUAGAUUGAUC
This is a messenger RNA of Paramecium sonneborni, 484 nucleotides long. NCBI's taxonomy places the organism in Eukaryota, Ciliophora, Oligohymenophorea, Peniculida, Parameciidae. The record is from the annotation of a GenBank genome assembly.